AUGAUACCACGUGAAAGAAAGGAUUGCGCUACACUUCUAAGAGAUGAACGAAGUUCAAGACAAAAACACAACAAUAUAACACGGAAAAGAAGACUCGACCUGAUGAGGGAACUUGUACGAACGUAUGACGCAAGAAGCUUCAACGAACUGUACAAACGACUCAGUGUACAAGAUACAGACGACAUUUAUGCAGAGUAUGGUCCAACAUGGAAGGAGACUGCCGAGCACUCCAUCUCCAACUAUUGCAAAGAAAUCAUACUGGAGCAGGAAACAAUGACAUUCGAGCAAAUACUGACCAGUAAUCAUCACAGCAGAACCUGUCAACAUCCAAGUGACACAACACAGGGAGAAGAAUGGCUUGAUGAACUUAUACGAGUGAACAACAUCAACAAGCGUGAACUACUGGUAUCCCUAACGGCUAUAAUGAACAAACUCUGUACCAGAAAAAACGCAUUUGUCAUCGAAGGACCGACAACCACAGGGAAAACCUUAUUUGUAAAGCUCAUUGCAGAAAACUAUGUCUAUGGAACGGUUCAAAGAUCCGGGGACCAC
Opisthorchis viverrini is the source of this 552-nucleotide messenger RNA. RefSeq lists its product as hypothetical. NCBI's taxonomy places the organism in Eukaryota, Metazoa, Platyhelminthes, Trematoda, Opisthorchiida, Opisthorchiidae. The transcript has a single exon. The annotation marks the transcript as partial. Gene Ontology annotation, biological process: viral genome replication. The record is from RefSeq and is a predicted model, not a curated record.